ACCACCUUUUAUGGGGGACUGAAGACCGACAACUGGCCAAACGUGCACCUGCUGAGACACACCCCGUCUUUAGACUCUGCGUGCCGAUCGCAGCUCCUUUCCGCGAGCUACCUCCCCAACACUUUAAAAUCCGGGAUUCCCGUUCGAGCCUCUCGGCGCUCUACUGGAAAGACUCAAGAUUCGCACUCCCUUCUAUGGAAUGAACUACUGGGGCUGCGGAAUUGCAGCUGCGCCUUUCGCAGCUCGAACUGCGCAUGCGCAGGGACAGCCAACCAAGAAGGCGGAAGAGCAGGUCCCUGAGACUUGGGGCGAGUCGAAGGCGGAGAGUAUUUUAACCAAUGACUUGAAGGGGUACGGUGGGCGGGUGCAACCCGCAGUUGCUCAACGCUGCCCGAGCGGGAGGAGAUUUAAGAGAUGGGAUGGAGGAUGGUUCAAAGGUUCUUUACGUCACCAUUCUUCUGACCCACGGAAGUUAACCAAUCGUGAGGCGGGCCUAGGACCGGAAGCAGGAAGGAGGGCGCAGGAAACAGGGCGCCGUAGCCAGUCGUAUUGUGGAGGUGUGGGUUUGUCGGUGCCGAGGGAGGCAUGGAGAAGCUGCGGCUCCUGGGCCUCCGCUACCAGGAGUAUGUGACUCGUCACCCGGCCGCCACGGCCCAACUGGAGACGGCAGUGCGGGGCCUCAGUUACCUGCUCGCAGGUCGCUUCUCCGAUUCGCACGAGCUGUCAGAGCUGGUGUACUCUGCCUCUAACCUGCUCGUGCUGCUCAAUGAUGGGAUCCUACGGAAGGAGCUUCGGAAAAAGUUGCCUGUGUCACUGUCCCAGCAGAAGCUGCUGACAUGGCUGAGCGUGCUGGAGUGCGUGGAGGUCUUCGUGGAGAUGGGGGCCACCAAGGUGUGGGGCGAAGUGGGCCGUUGGCUUGUCAUUGCCCUCAUUCAAUUGGCCAAGGCUGUCCUGCGGAUGUUCCUGCUGAUCUGGUUCAAGGCUGGCCUCCAGACCUCACCCCCCAUUGUUCCGCUGGACAGGGAGACCCAGGCACAACUCCCAGACGGGGACCACAGCCCAGGCAGCCAAGUGCAGUCCUAUGUGGGGAAGCGGUCAAACCGAGUGCUGCGAACCCUCCAGAACACUCCGUCCCUACACUCAAGGCACUGGGGAGCCCCCCAGCAGCAGCAGGAGGAGGAGGAACUGAACACCCCUGCAACACCCCUGGGCCUACAGGAGACCAUUGCAGAGUCUUUGUAUAUCACCCGGCCCCUGCUGCACCUGCUUAGUCUGGGCCUCUGGGGUCAGCGGUCAUGGACACCCUGGCUGCUGUCAGGUGUUGUAGAUGUGACUAGCCUGAGCCUCCUGAGCGACAGGAAGGGCCUGACCCGGAGGGAGCGGCUGGAACUGCGCCGCCGGACCAUCCUGCUGCUGUACUACCUGCUGCGCUCCCCGUUCUACGACCGCUUCUCUGAGGCCAAAAUCCUCCUUUUGCUCCAGCUGCUGGCAGAUCAUAUCCCCGGUGUGGGUCUAGUGGCGAGUAAGUAUGGGCGGGGGCAUGUGGUUAUGGAGUGUCACCAGUGGCAGAUGGCAUGUGGCCCCACCUCACUGUUUGCUCUCUGUAUCACAGUCAGGAGGGAGCCAACCCUCAGUGUUGGGCAGGUGAUGGCUUUGAGUCCUGAGCCAGGGUGGCCUGUGGAGCUGGGGUUGUGGGGGAAAGAGAGUGUCCUGUGGUGGGGAGUUGUUAGGCCAUGUCAGCCUGGAAGCCUUUGUCCUGCCUCAGUGUCCUGAGGUAAUAGAAGACCAUCUCAUCUGGUGGAGGCUCCUAGGACAGGGAAGGAACUUGCCAAUCUGUUUGGAUGUCCUACCCCAGCAGAGGGUGACUAGUUGGACAAGUCUUGGCUUCUCUGAGCCUGAGGAUCCUUGUCUUCUAGUUAGGGAAGAGGGUGAGGAGACCCAGUGGCCACCUGCAGUGCACAAGUAUGAGCAGCUAGACUGGGCCAUAGGGGCUGUGGUGGGGACAGAGCAGGACUGGCCUUGGCCCUGACUUGUUCCUCGCUCUCAUUGCAGGGCCACUCAUGGAUUACUUGCCCACCUGGCAGAAAAUUUAUUUCUACAGUUGGGGCUGACAGACAUCCUGGGAGUGGGGUGCUGGGAGGGGCAGGGUGGCAUGCUAUGCUGCUGUGGGCAGCCCUGUAGUCCUCAGGGCCCCUCAUCCUUAAUAAAAGUGACUCUGGCAGUGUCCACGUAUACAGUCUCUCCAUGCCCUCCACCCAGCACCUCUCCUGCCCUAGCCAGGCCCUGCACAUGUGCUGGUCACCACCAGUGUUCUUCCUAAUACCCUUUUCACUUUAGCUACACCAUCCUGCAGCCUGCUCCUUGUCACUGGGCCAGGAAGCCUCCACCAGGCCAGGAUCCAUGGUCAUCUUGCUGCGGAAGGCUGUGACUUGGCCAUGUCAAGUGUGAGCAGCUGUUUGCUUUGGCAGCUGUGGUAGCAAAUGCUUCUCUAAUGGCCCUGGUGAAGACAAGUUGAACCAGAGAAUGGAUGACCAACCACCCAGUGUGCCUUUUGACCAGGGCCUCUGCCCUUCUCCUGCAGGGCCAGGCCUCAAGCCUCCUGUGACAGAGCUGGCAAGUAGCCAGCCCACCUGUGCGUGGACUCGGGAGUAAAGCCGUUCUGUGGGAGAGGACAGCAGGCACCAGUAGCACUGGAGCUGGGACAGAAAGGAGGAACCCAAGGCUCUGAGGGAAAGCCAGGAAAAUGUGGGGAAAGCUUGGGUGGCAAGCCUGGUUGCGGGCUGCUGCGGAGGGGAGAGGGCCUGGGCUGUGUGGGCCUAAACUUUCCUGUCUUUGAUGUUGUCCCUGUCCCUUUGUCCUGUCGAAGGCCCAGCCUCUCCUGCUGGAGUUUCUGGGUAGCCAUGGCCCCUUAGGUUCUGGAGGGGUGUCUGCACCUGUGUCCUCUAAGCCCUGCCUUCUCCAAGGUGAACAGCUAGAGAGCUGCUCUGAGAUAGACCAGCUUCGUCUGAAUAUGCUUUCCCAAGUGCCUCUGAGAAGUGCCACCUGGGCACUGAGGCUGAGGCAGGAGAACUGA
This is a messenger RNA of Castor canadensis (American beaver), 3073 nucleotides long. NCBI's taxonomy places the organism in Eukaryota, Metazoa, Chordata, Mammalia, Rodentia, Castoridae. The record is from RefSeq and is a predicted model, not a curated record.